UUAAAUGAGAAGCAUACCAUCAUUCUCAAGGACUUGUUGAGUCAAUCAGCAAACAUGACCUGUGCUGAUUGUGGGAAAAAGGAUCCACGAUGGGCUUCCUGGAAUCUAGGAAUAUUUGUGUGUAUCCAGUGUUCAGGUAUUCAUCGGUCAUUGGGUACACACAUUAGUAAAGUUAAAUCUGUUGAUCUGGAUACUUGGGUACCUGAACAGAUAGAUAGUAUGGUUCAGUGGGGAAAUGGCCGAGCAAACAAGUACUGGGAAGCCAAUUGUAUACAAGAUGGAUCAAGAUAUAAUGUAGAAGAGAAAAUCAGAGCUAAAUAC
Messenger RNA from Phycomyces blakesleeanus NRRL 1555(-), 321 nucleotides. RefSeq lists its product as hypothetical. Gene Ontology annotation, molecular function: GTPase activator activity. The annotation marks the transcript as partial. The transcript is spliced from 4 exons. Lineage: Eukaryota; Fungi; Mucoromycota; Mucoromycetes; Mucorales; Phycomycetaceae. The record is from RefSeq and is a predicted model, not a curated record.